UAGUGGUUAAAAAGUGAAGUGCACUUUGAAGCAGUAAAGAGGUAUGAAUCUCUUUUCUCCCUUAAUCUCUGUAAGAUAUCAUAAGUUAGGGUAUACUUUUUCUGGAAGCAGGAUGUUUCUUCUGGAAGAGAAAGCAAAAAAAUGCUGACACCAACACAAGAUUUACUGUCUUCACCAAAUGCGAACCCUUCAUAUAUCCGAAAACCAGAGAGGGCUGGUCAGGACAAUACCAUAUCUUCAGGGACCGGCAGCUGUUCAUCUGAGGAGAGACCAACUCUUGGGACUCUUGCCCCAUCGAAAAAGUUUGCUUCUAAAGAUGAGAACUCAAAUUCCCUGGCGAACCGCAAGGAUGUGAAGGUACAAACACCGGAUUCACCUUCUUUGCCAAGCACACAACCUCUCCUGAACCAGCAGGUAAAUAUGACAACUCAAAGCAGCAAAAUGUCUCCAGGUCCCAACAGGAUCUCUUGUGCUGAGGAUCCAACAACAAUUGUCUGCAAUACUUUAUCAAAGUCCACAUCAAGGGGGGAGAGUUCCAUGCUUGCAGCAGACAGUGAAAAUGUGAAAACUCUGAGACGAGAUACAGUAUCUACCUCAGAUAGACAGCCUUCCCAGAAGCAAUCAACAAAUACGUCAAAUAUGAGCUCCAUGCUUGCAGCAGACACUGAAAAUGCGAGAAGUGUAAGACGAGAUUCGGUGUCUACCUCAGAUAGGCGGCCUUCCCAGAAGCAGCAGAUGAAUACGUCCAAUAUGAAUUCUUCAAUAUCUUCAGGGUCGGCUAACAUUCCAUCCACUGAAGGGUCAACUACAUCUGGAUUCCGUACUGCUUCAAAAAAGUCCCUUCCAAAGGUUGAUAAUGUGAAGACAGAAACACAGGUUUUGCCAUCUUUACCUAAUCGGCAGCCCUCUCAGAAGCAACAGCCAAACAUUGCAAAUCUGAACAGUUCAAGUUCUCUAAAGGCUAAUAAUGUUUCUUCUGAAGAGUCAGCAGCAGUUGGCCGCACUGCAUCAUCAAAGAAGUCAUCUUCCAAGCCUGAGGAAACCACCUCUUCAUCAUCUGCACUGGUGAAGCUGACAAACCGACUCAACUUUUUGAAGGAACGACGGGCCCCACUUGUAAAUGAGCUACAAGACAUGGACAUAAAUCGCUCUUCUGGUCCAGAAGGCCCUCCUCUAAGAACCAAUUCCAGGUGACCUAGAACCUCCUCAAAGAGGAUUAGCUUUACUAUAUU
Molecule: messenger RNA, 1232 nt
Organism: Phoenix dactylifera (date palm)
Lineage: Eukaryota; Viridiplantae; Streptophyta; Magnoliopsida; Arecales; Arecaceae
Source: RefSeq, a predicted model, not a curated record